Messenger RNA from Stegostoma tigrinum, 7970 nucleotides. It is a transcript of the gene fmnl1a, whose product is annotated as formin-like 1a. Bases 417 to 3812 code for a protein of 1131 amino acids. Gene Ontology annotation, molecular function: small GTPase binding; actin filament binding. Gene Ontology annotation, cellular component: cytosol. The record is from RefSeq and is a predicted model, not a curated record. The transcript is spliced from 27 exons. Gene Ontology annotation, biological process: cell migration; regulation of cell shape; cortical actin cytoskeleton organization. NCBI's taxonomy places the organism in Eukaryota, Metazoa, Chordata, Chondrichthyes, Orectolobiformes, Stegostomatidae.
CUCUCUCUCUCUCUCCCCCUUUCUCUGUCUGUCGCUCUGUGUGUGUAAGACAGAAUACACACUGCCGUUUCUCCUUCCUGUGGAUAAGGAGGAACACUCUAAAGCCAUCAAACUGAUACUGCCGCUUGUGACUUCUCCAGCAGAUGUGAAGACCAAGCAAUGGAUUUUACUGGCUGGGAAAUAAUACGGAAUCACAGGGCUGGAGAGCAGAAAGUGGAGACUGUCUCUUUCUUAAAGGAUUUUCUUUUUUAGAGUGAGCGUGUCGCUUUUGCUUUUCGUGUGAUUUUUAUUUCUCUCUCUGGCCCCUUCUCUCUCAUUUUCGCUUUUUUUUUUGAAAAAAUAACACGGACUGUCACCGGUGCUUAAUCCUGGAUAGUGUGAAGUUCAACGUGCUGAAGCAUUUUGCCGGCUCCAGGAUGGGGAAUGCAGCCGGGGGGAUGGAUAUGUCCCCGGGGAAAGAGAUCAGGUGCCCGCAGGCGACUGUUCCAAAACAGCCCAUGCCGGUUAACGAAGGGGAGCUGGAGGAGAGAUUCUCCCAUGUGUUGAAUUGUAUGAACCUGCCUCCAGACAAGGUGAAGUUGCUGAGCCAGUACGACAAUGAGAAGAAAUGGGAACUUAUCUGCGAUCAGGAACGAUUCCAAGUGAAGAAUCCUCCAUUUGCUUACAUCCAGAAACUAAGGGGAUUCCUGGACCAGGGUGGGGUCAGGAAGUUCAAGAGGCGGGUGCAAGAAUCAACCCAGGUCUUGCGAGAGCUAGAGAUUUCAUUGCGGACCAAUCACAUUGGUUGGGUGCAGGAGUUUUUGAAUGAGGAGAACAAGGGAUUGGACGUGCUGGUGGAGUACUUGUCCUUUGCGCAGUGUGCUGUCACAUCAUUUAAAGAAACUGCAUGGAAUUUUGUGAGGAGUUUGAGUUAUGUUGAAAGGCACGACAUGGAGAGCACAGACAAUGGAGGAAUUGCUUCUGAAAAGAGCAAACCCUUAGACAGAUCUGUGGAGGACCUCAGUAAAAGCAACUCUUCACCUACCCAUGGAUCGUCCAGAACUAGUAGCCGUCAUCUCACUGUCAGGCACACCAUGCACAGUAGAAAAGCACUGAGGAACUCCCGGAUUGUGAGCCAGAAGGACGAUGUUCAUGUCUGUAUAAUGUGUCUACGUGCCAUCAUGAACUACCAGUCUGGAUUCACCUUGGUGAUGGAACAUGAGCAGUGUGUGAAUGAGAUCACACUCAGCCUCAACAAUAAAAAUGCAAGGACAAAGGCACUGGUGUUGGAACUAUUAGCUGCAGUGUGCUUGGUGCGAGGAGGGCAUGACAUCAUCCUUGCAGCAUUUGAGAACUUCAAAGAGGUCUGCGGAGAGAAGGUGCGAUUCGAAAAACUGAUGGAGUAUUUCCGAAAUGAGGACAACAAUAUUGACUUCAUGGUUGCCUGUAUGCAGUUCAUUAAUAUUGUUGUACACUCGGUCGAGGACAUGAACUUCCGUGUCCAUCUCCAGUUUGAGUUCACCAUGCUGGGCCUGGACGAGUAUCUUAAGAAACUAAAAUCAUCAGAAAGUGAGAGGUUGCAGGUGCAGAUCCAGGCCUACCUGGAUAAUGUGUUUGAUGUUGGCGCGCUGUUGGAAGAUGCAGAGACCAAGAAUGCAGUGUUGGAACAUGUCGAAGAACUUCAGGAUCAAGUAACACAGCUGACGGAGAAGCUGCAAGAUGCUGAGAAUGAUUCCAUGAUGAAAAUAGCAGCAUUGGAGAAACAGCUUAUACAGUCACAUAAAGAAGUGGAGAGUCUCAAGGAGAACUUCAGCCAAUCAGCAACGAAGAUGCAGACUCUACAGGCGCAGAUAACAGACAGAGAGCGGGUGAUCCAACAGCACACAACCUUGGAGCAGAAACUCUCCCAACUGGAGCAACAAGGGCUGAUCAAAAUCCAGCGAGGAGAAAAUGGAGAUCUGGACAUAGAAAUCAUUCCAGUAGUGGUGCACCAGACUGUCGCAACUGCGUCACCAGAACCUGGGCCCAAACCCAGCAAAGAUGCUCCUCCAGCUCCGACAGUCACUGAGAAUGCUGUUGAAGUGACCAGGCCAAGUGCCCACCCGUCUCAAGCCCCAUCGGAAAAGAGUCUCAAUGUGCCCCCUCCCCCGCCCCCUCCCCCACUGCCAAACCUGGCAGAGACUGACGGCGUGCCCUCAGCGGGGGCACAACCUCCUCCACCUCCACCUCCUCCUCCUCCUCCUCCACCCCCAGGUGCUAGCGUCCUUCCUCCUCCCCCUCCACCACCCCCACCGCCAGGAGCACCACCGGCCCCAGGAGCACCGCCGCCCCCAGGAGCACCACCAGCCCCUCCUGGAGGCUCUGAUGCCAUGCGCAUUGCAGCAACAACAGGUCUGAAGGUAAAGCAGCCAAUCAAGACCAAGUUCCGAAUGCCAAUCUUGAAUUGGGUGGCGCUGAAACCCAAUCAAAUCACCGGAACUGUCUUCACAGAACUGGACGACGAAAAGCUGCUGCAGGAGCUGAACAUGGCAGAGUUUGAGGAGCGAUUUAAAACUAAGGCUCAGGGCUCAGCAGUGAAUAUCAACACCUUAAAAAUGAAGGUUACACAGAAGGUGGUGAGUAAGGUGUCACUGAUUGAGUCAAACCGAGCGAAGAAUCUGGCCAUUACUCUGCGGAAAGGAGGCCUGAGCUCUGAUGAAAUCUGCAUUGCCAUUGACAAAUUUGACUUGCAGUCACUCAAUCUGGAUUUUAUUGAGCUGCUGACUCGCUUUGUACCAACUGAUUAUGAGCGGAAAGUGCUGCAGCAGUAUGAGGCCGAUAAGAAACCGCUGGAGGAUCUGGGGGAAGAGGAUCGCUUCAUGAUCAAAUUCAGCAAGAUCCCACGUCUCACGGAGCGACUAAACAUCAUCAUCUUCAUGGGCAACUUCAGUGAUAGCAUUCAGCUACUGACGCCGCAACUGAAUGCCAUCAUUGCUGCAUCGAUGUCCAUCAAAUCAUCAGUGAAGCUGAAGAGAAUUCUGGAGAUCAUUUUAGCAUUUGGUAACUACAUGAAUAGCAGUAAAAAGGGAGCCGUUUAUGGCUUUCGAUUGCAGAGUCUUGACUUGCUUCUCGAAACCAAAUCAACAGACAGAAAACAGACGCUAAUGAACUACAUUGUGGACAUAAUCCACACACAAUAUCCUGAGCUCAGCACCUUUCAUACUGAGCUGCUGUUUGUCGACAAAGCUGCUGCAGUGUCACUGGACAAUGUUCUACAGGACGUGCGAUCGUUACAACAGGGAAUGGAACUUGUCCGGAAAGCUUUCAUGGUAGAGGAUACCAGUUUACUCCUGAAAGAGUUCCUGAGCAGCAACAGUGAGAAAGUGGACAACUUACAGAAGGAUGGCAAAACUGCACAGGAAGCUUACCAGUCUGUCAUUGAGUACUUUGGUGAAGAUAUUAAAACAAUGCCUCCAUCCAUGUUCUUCCCAUUCUUUUUGAGAUUCAUCAAGGCUUACAAGCAAGCUGAGCAGGAAAAUGAGAGCCGAAAGAAGCAAGAAGCAAUGGCCGUUCAGAACACAGAGGACAAAGUAUCAUCGUCCAACAGCGACCAGCCAGAUGUGAAGCCUCUUCCCACGAGGAAUAAAGUCCCUCACAUGGAUCUAAUGGCUGAGCUGAAGAAGAAGCAACAGGGUAAAGAGAGAAUGAUGUAUGAGGGCAAGGACGGAGCAAUUGAGGAUAUUAUCACAGAUCUACGCAACCAGCCAUACAGACGAGCAGACGCCAUGAGGAAAAGUGUUCGGAAGAGAAUGGACGAACAGACCCUUCGCGUAUCCGGAGAAGUCUCGUUAUAACCAGUUGCCUGACGGUCAGGGGAGGGGAGAGUCAGAUAAAUACCUGGGUGAAGAAGCUGGCACCGGUUGUGACUUGCAGCCAUAGCUCUAUACCAUGCUGUAAUCCCAGUGCUCCUGAGAUGCUUCUUGGCCUGCUGUGUUCAUCCAGCCUCACAAAUUUUAUUAUCUUGGAAUUCUCCAGCAUCUGCAGUUCCCAUUAUCUCUUAGUAACAGACCCCUUUUGUAUACACAAUGUAAUUCAAUUGCUUGAUGUAGAUAAUUUACCAGUGCAAAUGUCUUUGAGGGCCCAAGGUGGAUAGGAUUAAGGAUAGAAGAUUCCAAACAUAGCUGAAGUAACAAAGGCUGAGAAUUCUUGAAUAUAUGGGAAACUAGAGGGGGAAAAUAUGACUGUCACAUCAACUCCAUCCAGCAACACGCCCCCAGUGGGUUUCUCUUGGUUAUUGACCUUAAAAACAGAACUGGACAUGUUUCUUGGUUCAUACGUGUUAUUUACGUAUCUGCACUGCUUUAGCCACCUUGCUUUGCAUUUUCUGCAUUUAAGACAAAAGAUGUAGUAAUUAAAAACUGCCCCGAAAUUAACAGGAGCAUUUUCACUGACACACGGACAAUCACAAGGAGACUAAAAACUGAAUUCAGGGUACAAGAUAGGCUGGACUCUAUGACAUUAAGAAGUGAACGUCUUAAUUCCAGUUUAUAGAGAUCUCCCUAAUUUACGAAGGUGAAAUUGCUGAAGGGUGAUUAGUCGCCAAUCAUUCAGUGACAGACGAUUGUAUUUGGCUGUGUUGGUUAUAGAUUAGCUAUUAAAAAAGGUAGCCAUAUGAUUUUUUUCCAGAAGUCCUCUAAUGCUACAAAAAAUACGAGUAUAUAGGAUGAGAAUUCAUUAAUUGUGUAGGAUGAACAUCUUAGUCUGGUCAAAAGCUAUGGCAGAAUCGAAGAGAAACAGCUUAGAAAUUCAGGGAUUCUUCACCCAGAGACUGACUAAUGCUCUAAAAAUCUCAGACUAUGUUGAGUUUGCAUCCAACGUGCCACUGAAAUUAGGAGUACAUCUUAGUACUGGACAGUUCACAACAUAGCCAUUCCAUAUGUAGAUCAAUAGAUCUCAGGUCUCAGUAAAAGAGUAGUUCUUUCACAUUUAGUUCCAGAUUAGGGCUAAGAAGAGAUUUUCCAGCAAAUGACAAUGAAGAACUUCCAAAGGCCUUUUCCAUAUAGUCUCCACUGGGGCACAGAGGGGAGCUGCACUGUCCUCAUCUGUGCUGUAGCUCAAACCUGCUUUUUCACACCUUUCAAGUGAGCUGGUCAUACAUGAGUUGGCCAGAGUAGAUAUCUGCAUUUGCACGUGGUUUCUGCUGGGAUAGGGAGGAGGAUAUUCAGGCCUUUCCCACUCCUAAUUGAAAUUAUGGAGUUAAAGGGAGAAAGGUAACUAAAGUAAAAAUGGGCUGUUGUGGAGAAUUGGUAUCAAGAUAGCCUCAGAAGUUUGGAAUCGCCAGCCCUGAAUUCCAUGGGUUCGUCUCUAGUGAAGCCCUCAGGAUCUGACCAUUUGCAUCAUCCACAACAAUAAUUCAUCUUAACCAAACAUUAUGAUGGAAGAUCAAGAGAUAAAAGCUGUUGGAGUCAUGAUGCACACUCUAAGAUAGUCAUUAGGAUACACAAUCCAGUCACUUUCUACCUGUGAUUAAGCUAAGCACAUCAUUUCAAAGUCAUCAGGUCCCUGAUAUCUAAUGCACCCAACAGAUAAAUCUGUUUUUACUUCUCCAUGUUAUUAGAUUUUUUAUUUUUACUUUUUAUAGGGUAUGUUAGUAGUAGAUUGCACUUGAAAAGAUAAAUUGUGGCAUUAUUUCUUGCAGCAGUAAUUUCACUUGUUAAAAUCUUUGCAGAUCAAUGUAAAUCUUUUUUUUUCUAGUUGUACAUGAGGUUGUAAAUCUUCCUACUAAAUUAUCAUUAAGUAUUCAGUUUAGACCCAUUCACAUCAACACAUCCUGUUUAAAUGCAAAGGAGGAUCAAUGGAGGGGUUAGGAGCGUAACUGCGCAUUUGAUCUGCCUUCAGUCUGUGGGCUGCAGGUGUCAAGGCAAAAGGGAGAGUGUUUUCCUCCAGCAUCUAUGACAAUGAGGUAAGCUGAAGGGACUCAAAGCAAUGGGAACAGUAAUUAAAUUGGCUGUUUUCUUCUGGAUUCUAUGAAAAUGUAUCAGAUUUUGUUGUUGGUAGUGCUAUAUAAAUGCAAGUCAUCAAGUGAUUGUGACUUGCCAUGGAGCAUAGCCAAAACAGAAAUGAUGUUGAUUGCACCUUUAGAGACAAAAUGUUGGUAAUUGUUGCUUCUCUGACCGGUUCUGCUCAGCCCCUGAGGAUCCAAGUCCAGAAGUUGAUCGAUUCAACAGCAAGGCUAGGAAAUUGGUACUUUUUGACUGUUAAACUAAGUCUGUAUCAGUGACCUUCCUUUUAUUAACGUGUGACUGUGACAUGUAGACAGUGCCUCCUAUCUGAUUUGGCCUGUAGGUGUUUGUAACAAACACAUGACUGAGGGAGGAAUUGCUUAAGUAAAUUGAGAUGAGGCUAAAAUGUACAGAGCAAAGUAACCCCGAGGGUAUAGACAGUAAGAGGAAGGCUCAGGUAGAGUAACUGAGUGAAUAAGAAUGAUUGAGAUAACAUAUGGUGUGUGAUAAAAGCAUUUUUAUCAGACAUCUUGUACAUUCUUGACAUGGCAUCUGCUUCAGUGGGAAGUGCCAAUUGCAGUAAAAACUGAAAGAACUGUGGAUGCUGUAAAUCAGGAACAAAAACAGAAUUUUCUGGAAAGGUUCAGCAGGUCUGGCAGCAUCUGCGAAGAAAAAGAAUCAGCGUCAAUGUUUCAGGUUCAGUGAGCCUUCCCAAGAACAGGAAAGGUCACUGGACUCAAUGUUAACUCUGACUUUUUUCUUCACAGAUGCUGCCAGACCUCCUGAGCUAGUGCCAAUUGCAUUGUUGAUCCAUUGGUGUUCACAGCCCAUUCAAAUGGGUCCAAAUUGGUUUGACAGCACAUCUAGACUCUCCAGUAAAGGUCUAAGUCAGAACAUUUAGCUGACCAAAAUAUCUGUCUUGGUGUAAGGAGAAAAUCUGUGCAGACAAUUGAAAGAUGAUGGAGAUAAAAACACUGCUAUACGUCACACAUAUAGUGAGAUAGAAGGGUUUACAAGCUUUAUUGAGAAACAGGACGGACCCAGGAUGAGCAGGUUGUAGCUGAAUUCCACUGAGGCUUUGUGCACUGUGGUUUCCUUCAGAAACAUUUUGAUGUUGAUGAUCAUAUAGACAUUGAAUAUCCAAAUAUUGCAGAUGUUUGUUGAGUUGGUAAAGAAAGGACAGUCAGUCAUUGCCGUAUUAUAGUGGAAUACCCAAAAGUUCUCAACCCAUGUAAUGGCCCGAAAUGUCUUAAAAUGGUGAAGAAAUCAGUCUAAUUCAGUAACGUGGUUUUUUCAAAUCAUCCUUUUUUUUCUGCGGCAGGAAUUGAAUUAAGUUGUGGCUUUUAUGUAAGGCAGUUCUAAAUACAAGUCAAUACGGUAUUUUGUAACUCACUUUGUAAAUAUUUUGUGUCAUAGGAAGUCAAAUACUGAAUUCUGAAGCAGAAAAAAAAUGCCUCAGCCAUAGCCCACGUGAACUGAACAAAAGCAAAAAUCCUUGGGAUGCUAGAAAUUUAAAAUCGUGACAAAAAAUGUUGGAGAAAUUGAGCAGAUGAGGCUGAAACCAUGCAUAGUCACAGAUCUGAAGCCUCAACUCUGUUUCUGUCUUUGCGGAUGCUGCCCUACCUGCUGCGUAAUUCCAGUAUUUUCUGUUUUUAUUCCACAAGGCCUGGUAGUUAGUUUAUUCUUGCAGUCCUUAACAGGCUGUACUUAGCAGCCCAUCAAUCCCAUUGCCCUGAGUGUGUGACAUAAGUAGAUCAUGCUUACGUUGGUCUUCGCCCUGUUUGAGCAGAAACCUUCUAUGCCACUAUUCUUUUUCUUUGCAUCUGAUAAUAUUCAGAACAAAUUCUCCACCUGCUUGAAUCCCAUUCAAGACCUAAAGUGUAAACUUCAACAAGAAGAAUUGUGUACAAAUGGAUUGUAAAAGAAAUGCAUACAUUAUAUUUCAGAGAUUAUACAAAAAAUGAAUGGAUAAUUUUUUUAUGCACUAAUAAUAAAUGCCUGUAUUUCAAA